UUGUUCUUGAAAUUCUUAUCCCAAAUCAACUCUCCUUGAUUUGCUCAAAAUACAAAAUUGUUCUUUCCUUUUAUAUAGACACCCACCCUUAUCUUCCCUAGUGUUAAUUCUCUGUUUUCUCUCUCCAAUCUUGCUUCCCCUCUGUCUCUGAUCAGUUUCUUGGGCAUUUGGCUUUUUAGUAAUGGCUGAGAAAACAAUUCUUGUGACUGGUGGGGCUGGGUUCAUUGGCAGCCAUACUGUAGUACAGCUUCUUAAAGAAGGUUUUAGGGUUUCAGUCAUUGACAAUCUUGAUAAUUCUGUUACUGAAGCUGUUGAUAGGGUCAGGGAAUUGGUGGGUCCUCAGCUUUCUGAAAAACUACAAUUCAAUAAGGGUGACAUUAGGAACAAGGAUGAUUUGGAGAAGUUGUUUUCUGGGACUAAAUUUGAUGCUGUGAUCCAUUUUGCUGGGCUAAAGGCAGUUGGGGAGAGUGUUGCAAAUCCUCGUCGUUAUUUUGACAAUAAUUUGAUUGGCACUAUCAACCUGUACGAGGUCAUGGCAAAAUAUAACUGUAAGAAGAUGGUAUUCUCAUCUUCUGCAACUGUUUAUGGGCAACCUGACAAAAUACCAUGUGUUGAAGAUUUCCAGUUAAUGGCAAUGAACCCUUAUGGAAGAACUAAGCUUUUCCUUGAAGAAAUUUCUCGAGAUAUUCAGAAGGCAGAACCAGAAUGGAGAAUCAUUUUACUAAGAUACUUCAAUCCUGUAGGAGCACAUGAGAGUGGUAAACUUGGUGAAGAUCCCAAGGGUAUCCCAAACAAUCUCAUGCCUUACAUACAGCAAGUGGCUGUUGGCAGAUUGCCUGAACUCAAUGUAUAUGGUCAUGAUUAUCCCACGAAGGAUGGUAGUGCGAUCCGAGACUACAUCCAUGUUAUGGACUUAGCAGAUGGCCACAUUGCUGCUCUUCGGAAGCUUUUUACAACAGAGAAAAUAGGUUGUGUAGCCUACAACUUGGGUACAGGACGUGGAACAUCAGUGCUUGAAAUGGUUGCUGCAUUUGAAAAAGCUUCUGGCAAGAAAAUUCCUAUCAAGUUGUGUCCAAGAAGGCCUGGAGAUGCUACAGCUGUUUAUGCUUCCACAGAUAAAGCUGCCAAAGAACUAAAUUGGAAGGCUAAAUAUGGCAUUGAGGAGAUGUGCAGAGACCAAUGGAAAUGGGCUAGCAACAAUCCAUGGGGUUACAAGUCAAAGCCUUGAAUAUUCGUUCUUGUGCUUGCAAACUACACAUUUUUUUUGUCCUCUGUACUGUAAUAGUUUACCAUUCUCCACUCUUUGCAAAAUAAACAUCUCUAUUUCCUUGAAUUAACAACAUUAAAUUGGUUCAUUAA
Hevea brasiliensis (rubber tree) is the source of this 1359-nucleotide messenger RNA. Its product is annotated as bifunctional UDP-glucose 4-epimerase and UDP-xylose 4-epimerase 1. Gene Ontology annotation, molecular function: UDP-glucose 4-epimerase activity; RNA binding. The transcript is spliced from 9 exons. Gene Ontology annotation, biological process: galactose metabolic process; rRNA processing. The coding region runs from base 182 to 1228 and encodes 348 amino acids. The record is from RefSeq and is a predicted model, not a curated record. Gene Ontology annotation, cellular component: cytosol. Lineage: Eukaryota; Viridiplantae; Streptophyta; Magnoliopsida; Malpighiales; Euphorbiaceae.